Messenger RNA from Caenorhabditis angaria, 1112 nucleotides. Lineage: Eukaryota; Metazoa; Nematoda; Chromadorea; Rhabditida; Rhabditidae. The record is from the annotation of a GenBank genome assembly.
AUGGUUUUAAAUGAAACGGACGGAGAGAUUUAUACACAUUUUUUGGACCAUUUGGGAGCUCAGGGAGAAGCUGGAGAUUCGAAGACCUUCUUCGGCUCAGAUGGUUAAACGACGCGAUGAAUUUGAAUAUAUGAGAUGAGCUGAAGUGAAGCCACGGAUGGGGCUGAAGUUGGAUUGUUAGAUUUUGGAUGCGGUUUUGCUUUUGUGAGUUUUUUUGUGGAUGGUAGAACAUUUGGGAUUUUUCGAGAUCCCACAAGCCAUGGGAGCCUUUAAUCGAAUCUGACUCCGAAUUUUUCCGAAUUGUUGAGUCUAAAUAUGACAAAGAAAUUUUUGGGCUCAAAAUUUAGGCUAUGGUCUUGAAAAUUACACAUUUUUUAAAAUUUUCAGCUGAAAAUCUAGAGAUUUCUAAUUUUUCUGUUGAAAAUUCUGAAAUUUGAUAAUAAUUUUGGAUAAAUCCAAAUUUUUUGAUAUUUAAGAUGAAAAAUCUGAAACUUGAUUGCAGGCUAAUCUAGACUUUUGAAUUUUGAAAAUUUAACAAUUUCAUAACAAUUCAUCAAAAUUUGUGAACGUUUCUAAUUUUCUACAAAAUAUGAAAAUGUGAAAAAUGUUAAGAAUUGAGCAAGAUUUGAGUUGUUUUUAGAGACUAAAUUUGACUGGGAUUUGAAUUUGAAAAUAAAUAAGAUUUGGCUGAACAAAUCCACGUGUUUUUACCGUAUUUAAUACAAAUCCUAAACCAAAAAACAUAUCCUUUUUUCUAUUUGUUAAAAGACCCGAAACGACAAAUCUUAUGAAUUAUAUUUGAAAAAGUGGAUAGUGUUCAAAAUGAUUUCCAAAAUUUUAUGAAACUUUAUGAGAUUUAUCAAAAAUGCUGAAUUUUAGCGACAAAAAACUCUCUAUUUUGCAGUAAUUGACAAUCAACAACAAAAUGGAAAAUUCCAAAAGAAAUAUCCGAAAUUAUUUUUCUUCUUUCAACAUGGAUUUUUUAUUAGGUCAGUUUUCUCAUGUAUUUUUCCGUAAAUACAAUUUACCGUAGUGUUUUUCAUGAACUUUUUUGCAGAAACUUCACUCAGAAUUCGGCGAUUUUGAAGGAGGAAAAGAAAAUCAAACGAUGA